AUGAGUGACAAAGAGGGUGCGUCUCCCGUAGGGCCUCCUAAGGACAGUGGAAACGCCUUCGCCAUUGUGGCAUAUCUACAAUGGGCCAACCGCUCCGUCUCAGACUUUGAACAAGGCAAGCACGAAUGCUACGUCGAGUUCGAACAGGAUCCAGAAGUUACCCAGAAAAGGUACCACAUAGCCAUUGACUUGUAUGCAUUGUCAUAUGAGGUCAAGGACAUGAAGGAUGUGAGAGACGGCGAAGAUGUCGAACAUGAAAUCUAUGCGCCGCCUGUACUCGCUGCACACAUCCUUCGUGAAACCCGAAAGAUCACCGACGAAUCGUGGCCUUGGGGAGGAGGGCACCCCUUGCUGCCAGCGUAUAGCAAGUGA
Messenger RNA from Aureobasidium melanogenum CBS 110374, 372 nucleotides. RefSeq lists its product as uncharacterized. The transcript has 2 exons. The coding region runs from base 1 to 372 and encodes 123 amino acids. Lineage: Eukaryota; Fungi; Ascomycota; Dothideomycetes; Dothideales; Saccotheciaceae. The record is from RefSeq and is a predicted model, not a curated record.